AAAAGUAAUAAAUAAAUAAGUUUGGAAAACUUAAUGUCGUGCAAUGUGCUCCUAACUAAUUGAGCCAUUUCCUAACGACAUUAUUUGAAUUAUUUAAAACGAAAAAUCAAUAUAUCGACCCACCGCCACUGUAAGUUGUUCGAUAAACACAACCUAUCGAAAACCAGUCUGGCAACAAAAAUAUUUUAAGAGAAAACAACGCGCGGUUUGCGUGGAGCAAUUAAAAAUUGUAAAAAUAUAUAUAAAAUGAACUUACACGAUGGAGACUUUAAGACGUUACGAUCUAAGCUGGAUGUUAUGGGAUUUACGCAGACAAUGCCCAUUCUCGCAAUGCCGCUGGUAGGCGCUAUCUUUGGCGACCUAAUCAAAACAACCGAAUGCCUGCGCGACACCAAACGACAAGUUGCCGAACUCCUCGAAGAGAAAACCUGUUGGGAACUGGGAGCUGAACCAUAUAAAUGUGAUAAUUCACGUUUGAUGGCCGAAUGCAAUGAGCUGCACUUACAAAAUCUAAAGGAACGCGAGGAUUACGAGUUGCGUCUUUGUGACUGUGAGCGCCGCAUACGUAGCCUGCAGACAGAUCGGGAACACUUGCAGAGUCACAAUGCUCAGCUUCAGAGUCAAUUGGAUGCGUUUCUCUCCAAACAAAUCCUCACAGCAACAACUGCCAAGCGAACGCAUCCCGGAUCCUUUCAAACCAAGAAACCAUUCAUAUCUACAGUGCGCUCUGGCGAAGUUUUGCCAGCUGUCCUUGGCAAUGCGCCACUUUCUGGCUUAAAGUGCACCAAGUGCAGUGCAGGACUUAAUGAGAAAACAUCUAAAGAUGGCCUGACUACACAGACUACUCAAACGAAUGCAACAGAUGUGGUCGAUAGACUGCAAAAUGAGCUGAGAAGCUCAAGUGAUCAGUUGGAGUUUUACAAGCGCAAAGUCGAGUCACGGAAUCGCGAAAUUCGCCGAUUAAAUGACAUGCUUUCUGGCGGACGACCACCAGCAGCUUUGGCAAAGGAUUGCUGCUACAAGGAUGUGGGUGUGCUGUCGCAGGACAUUGAUCUUCUGCAGCGAGAGAAGAGUGAGUUGAUGGCGCAGGUGCGUGAGUAUCAGGACAAGAUGCACGACGCUAUGCAGCGUGCAUUGCGCAUCGAGGAGGAAAAACGAAAGAUGCAAACACAUCUCGACGAACUUAAGGAAGCCGCUUUGCAGGUGGAGCAACAGGCGAACUCUGAGCUAGAUGCACGCGAACAUGAGCUGCGUCAGCUGCAAGUUGAACUGAAGCAAUUGCAGCUGCACAGCGAACAGAGAGGCAAGAAACAAGGCUUUGAUGGCGCCAAUGCAACGCACAACGAUAAGCGGAAAUUGAACGAGAAAUUGAAUCUGCUCACGAGACGAGAGGAAGAGCUGGAGGCGAUAAACACUAAGCUGAAGCAGCGAUUGCGCCAAAUGCAGGAGAAACUACAAGAGCUGGAAAAGCAGCUGCAUGAGCAGCACAACACUGCCACUCUUGACGAGGAGAAGAUCCGCAUCAAGUCUGAGCGAGAUUUCUUUCAAAAGGAGUAUUUGCGUCUCAUCAACAAAUGCGGUUCAGAUACGGAAAUCUCUUUUCUACAAGCACAAAUCAAAUCAAAGGACGAAGAGCUACGCGCUUUGCGAUCUGAACUUUGUAUGUUGCCGCCAACUACCAGAUUGUAUUUAUCCCCCAGGAAGGGAAAUCAUUGCGAAAGCUCACGUCCUGCUACAGCCAGCAGCUCCAAUGACAGCAGCAAUCGCAGUGAGUGCGUCCAGGCAGCAAUUGCUCGCGUGGAGCGAGAACGUGACUGUGCUCGCUCUGAGCUGGAACGCAUGCGUUGCGAGCGUGACAAUCUGCGCGAGAAGCAAUUGGGUAGCGUUCAACUACAUGCCGAAGAAGUGCAAUCGCUUCGCAUGCGCAACGAAGAGCUCCAGAGUCACAUACGUCGGCUGGAGAUGGACAAUCGCGAGCUGAACUCGGCACGUGUGCCGGCGGAGACGCACAAUGCGUUCCUCAAGGAGGAUGUGGCGCAGCUCAAGCAGCGUAUGACAUCGCUGCAGGCCGAGAUCGACAAGCAGCGCAAGGAGAACGCACAAAUUUCUUUGCUAAACGAGCAAAAUGAACGCAUUAUAGCGGACUAUCAGAGCAAACUCCUCAUUGCGGAGCGUCAGAGACAGAAAGCUGAUGUGUUGGUCAGCACACUGGACACGAGUCGUGAGACAAAUCGCAAUGAUAACGCUCAGCUGCGCAGUGAAAUUGCUUCGUUGCGUCAAACAUACGUUGCGCUGGAGCUUGAGAAGGAUACGUUGCUGAAUCAAUUGGAUAACAAAACGGAACGUCUCCUUAAAAUGGAAUAUGAAUUCAAAGACUGCAAACAAAGACGUAAUGCAUUAGAGCAAACAGUAAAGGAGCUGGAGUCGCAAGUUGACAAACUGACCACAAGAACUCGUCAACGUGACUCCGAAUUGACAGAGACGUCGGCGGAAAGUAAAACUCUCAGGCAACAGAUUGUCGCCCUCAAAGCGAGUCGCGAUGAGGCAAUUGCGGAAAAUGGCCGACUUGCGGAUAAACUAAGCGAUGCCCAGGUGGAAGCCAAGAGUCUGCAUAAGAAGCUCAAGGACUGCGAGCAGCAGGUGGCAACAAUGAAGCAGCAGUUGCACAAAUACGUUGCUGAAGUGAAAAAGGCCGAAGACUUGCUGAUGACAAAGGUACUAUGCUUUGUUUUAAAGGAAAAGGAGCGCGAAGAAUUGCUGGAUCACUAUCACAGUCUGACGCACGAUCAAGUUCUACUGGAGGGUAACAAUCAGAGUCUAGAGUUCGAGGCCACUGAAUUUAGACGACAGAUUUGUGAACUGGAGUGCGAAGUGCGCACCCUAAAGGAUCAGCUGCAUUGUCGACAGUGCAGCAUCGAAGACUUGGAGAUGCAACUGACUGCUGCACGUGCCUCACAACGUUGCCUGGAGCGUGAGCUGGAGAAUGCUCGCGAGCAGAAGAUUGAGCUCGAUGUGCAUAAAGAGCUCUGCGAGAAAUUGGAUGUGGAGAAAGAGAAACUUAAUGCCGAGCUAAAUGAACUGAGCGAAAUACGUAAAAAGCUGGAAAAGGAAUGUGAAAAACUGCGCAGCGAAUUGCAUCAAAAGUCUCUGAUAAAUCAGGUGACGACAGAUACGACGGGUCAAAUGUUGGAUCGACUACGUGAUGAACAGCUGCGACAAGAUGAUGCCGAAGUAAGGGCAAAGAAUGAAAUGGAAAGACUGCAACAGCUACACGAGACAACGUUGCGAGAGCUGCAGCAAGAGCGUGCGCGUUGCAAUCAACAGGAGCGUCUGGCCACGGAGUUCGAGAAGCAGGCGCGGGAAUUGCGUCAGAAUCUCACCGAGGAUCGCUUUUGUUUGGCGCGAUCCAGAGAAAACAGUCCCAAGAUACCGCCUAAAACGCUGUGAACUUCACUGCAUUCCAAAAUUAAAUUAAUUUUGUACUGUGUACAUGUUUUUGUUUAUUGCAUUUAUUCUACACACUUUUUACCAAUUGUAUUUGUAUUUAUAUUUGUAUGAUUAUAUUUUGUAUUCAGAACGCGACAUUGUUUUGCAGUUCGUGUUUUGC
Messenger RNA from Drosophila nasuta, 3607 nucleotides. It is a transcript of the gene Cep135, whose product is annotated as Centrosomal protein 135kDa. The record is from RefSeq and is a predicted model, not a curated record. The transcript is spliced from 12 exons. Bases 247 to 3447 code for a protein of 1066 amino acids. Lineage: Eukaryota; Metazoa; Arthropoda; Insecta; Diptera; Drosophilidae.